Molecule: messenger RNA, 996 nt
Organism: Capsicum annuum
Lineage: Eukaryota; Viridiplantae; Streptophyta; Magnoliopsida; Solanales; Solanaceae
Product: PLAT domain-containing protein 3
Exons: 2
Coding region: 249-803 (184 amino acids)
Molecular function (GO): protein binding
Source: RefSeq, a predicted model, not a curated record
UUGAGUUAUUUGUAGUCGGACUUUUAUUAUAGGGCGUAGUUAACGUGUAAGCGUGCCUAUUGCUAUCUAAACUUGACCCUUCAACUUAAUAUAUACAUAGUAAUAAUGUGGGCCCUCCACGAGCAUUGAUUCAAUUUUUCCAUAAAUAAACUACUCCAUCAUGGUAUCCACUCCACCAUCACAAAAUCAUUUGCCUUUAUCCUCUCAUUUUCUAGUGAAAGAGACAACUAGACAGAUCGGAACGUGCCAUGGGAGUAGCUCAAGUUAACCAUAUCUGGUUCUAUCUCAUGAUCAUUCUCUUCUCGAUCUCCAUAUCUUCUAUUGCUGCUUCUGAAGAUGAUUGUGUGUACACAGCUUACAUUCGCACUGGCUCAAUCAUAAAAGCAGGAACCGACUCAAACAUUAGCUUGACUCUCUAUGAUGCGGAUGGUUACGGACUUAGAAUCAAGAACAUAGAGGCCUGGGGUGGGCUUAUGGGUCCAGGUUACAACUACUUCGAAAGGGGUAACUUGGAUAUCUUUAGUGGUCGUGGUCCAUGUUUGGCUGGGCCAAUCUGCAAAAUGAACUUGACUUCCGAUGGUACAGGCCCACACCAUGGAUGGUACUGUAACUACGUGGAAGUCACAGUUACGGGAGCCCACAAACAAUGCAUCCAGCAGUUGUUCAACGUGGAGCAGUGGCUCGGCACUGAUGUUUCGCCGUAUAAGCUGACGGCCAUCAGGAACAACUGUAACAAGCCCAAAUCCAGUGAAGAACAGCCCAUUUAUGAUUCUGAAUCUUAUACUGCUGUUGAUGUAAUUUAAUUCGAGUUUGUUAAGCUUUAGUGGGGCACGGCCCAGAAGAUCUCUUUGUUUUUGUUUUCUGUUUUUGUGAGUGGGAAGAGUCAUGCGUCGAUCUGGUAUAAUAUGUGAAGGCUGAGGGCCUGUGUGUAAUGUCAUGGUCAUUUUGGAGAACUCAAUGGAUAAUCUGUCCUCUCUGUCUCUCGUUAUUGGCAAA